UUUUUCGAUGUUCUUUUCAUCGCGCCUGUCGGGUCGUGAGCACCGCAUCAGCAUCCAACAUUGCAGAGCAAUCAUCUCCAAUUUGUGCGACAGGUUGAAUCGCGUCGCACAAUAGGCUCAGAUCGGGUGUGUACAGUGGCCGUCCGUGCGGUGCCAGCGAGUGUCCGUGCCCUGAUGACAGUACCACACAGAGCAGUACCAUCGCCAUGGAUUUCGAGACGCUCGCCGCAGGGCUAAACUGUACCCCGCCGGCGAUUGACGACUUCCCGAAGGACUUUUUCACAGAGGAACAACGUGAAAAGGGCGCCGUCGUUGUGCACAUCCUGAUAUCGCUGUAUCUUUUUGUCGCCCUUGCCGUCGUCUGUGAUAAAUUUUUUGUGCCGGCCGUCGAAAAAAUAUGUCACGCGUUGAAUAUGUCUUCGGAUGUGGCAGGAGCGACGUUCAUGGCAGCAGCGACAUCCGCUCCGGAACUUUUCGUGAACGUCAUAGGGACUUUCAUCACAGAAGGUGACAUCGGAGUAGGAACGAUCGUCGGAUCGGCAGUAUUCAACAUUUUGGCGGUUGCUGCAUGCUGCGGAAUUGGAGCUGGCAUGAGUGGAACAAAGGUCGUACCUCUGGAUUGGUGGCCGUUGACGAGAGAUUGCUUAGCGUAUGGAAUAACUGUAUCGAUACUGAUAUGCAUCAUCCACGACGAAAGGGUGGAAUGGUAUGAGGCGUUAUGUCUUGUUCUACUUUACAUCGUCUACAUACUCAUUAUGUAUUUUGACAAGCCCAUACAGAAAUGUGUUAGAGGUAGUUUUGACUGUACAUCAGAAAAUGAGAAGGCCAAAGUUGAUGUAGCAGAUGUGCAUGUUCAAGUGAAGAUCAUAUCCGAUGAAGAUCAGAAUAAGAACCAAGAAGGCAAAAUGGCGACACCACUUCCCAUGGAGCCAGCCCAAGUAUUGAAAGAAAAGUGUGAACCAAUAUCAAUCGUAAAUGCGUCGGCGCAUCUGAAUGGUUCUCUGAAACAUGUUGGAGCCGGUGACAGAUGUUUGGAAGACGAUAUGAAAGGAAACAAUGAGGAGGCAAAAGAUGAACCACAUUCGUUGUGCAGGUUUCCAAAGAAAAAGAGCACAUUUACGAAGAUAACGUGGAUAGUUACAUGGCCCAUCCAUGUGGUAUUUCUUUUAACAAUACCAGACUGUGAAAAAGCAAGAUUCAAGAAGUGGUUUCCUUUAACGUUCAUCAUGUGCAUAGUAUGGAUAGGAUCAUUAUCAUAUGCAGUAGCAUGGAUGAUAACAAUAAUAGGCGAUACUCUGAAGAUACCGGAUUCUGUGAUGGGCAUUACGUUUCUAGCUGCUGGUACAAGUGUUCCUGAAGCAGUGUCCAGCGUUAUCGUAGCAAAACAAGGCCAUGGUUCGAUGGGAAUAAGUAAUUCAAUAGGCUCCAAUACCUUCGAUAUAUUGCUCUGUUUAGGACUACCUUGGUUCAUAAAAGCUACGUUUAUGCCUACGAUUACAGGAAAAUAUUGGGUCGGUAUUAACUCUGCUGGCAUAGAAUACAGCGCAAUAUCACUUCUUUCAACACUUCUUCUUCUCUACGCUACGUUUGCUCUGAAUAAUUUCAAACUGGAUAAACGAGUCGGACGAAUUUGCCUUUUAAUGUACGCGUGUUUUUUGGUACUGGCCAGCUUAAUAGAACUAAACGCCUUCUUCAGAGUCAACCUACCCACUUGCGGUAGAUCGUAGAAAUUGUAGUUCAGUUGAUGAGGCGUAGAGAGUAUACUUAUAACAAACAAGCAGAACUAUUAUGUGUAAUCCACUUACCCCGACAGAGGGAGCACCAUUGGUUCAAUAAAAAUCAUAACAAUUAUAUAACAUUGAAAAUUACAUUUUAUAUCUAAACGCUUUGAGAUAUUGUGUGGUCGGCUGAAAAGAAUUAUCGAUUGCAAAUAUAAAUUGCCUGCAAUUGAAAAAAUCUAAUUUUUGGUUAACAUGGGACAUUAGAUAAAGAAUAUAUUUGGUUUGUCGAAACAGUUUAGACCGUUUUCCAAAACAACGCGCUUCUAAUAAACCAACGACAGCUAAUAAUAGGAAUUCCAGCUUCUACAAAGUCCAAACACCAGGGUUAUUCAUUCAUGACUUCCAUUCAGCAUUUGAAGUGUUAUGAUAUUCUGAACAAUGGUGUAUUUAAAAGAGUUCGACAUUCUAUGAGAAUAUUGGAUUCAUGCAUUCUAGCAGGUCAAGUUUUGAACAUUCUGGAAAAAAUAAGCGUUACUUCGAAAAUCAAUAGAACAAUUCGAAAAUACAUUUCUUGAAUCUUUUCUACACUUUGGUUCAUAAUUCUGCUGGUACUACCUCACUUCAGUAUUUAAUUUUUUCUAACAUUGUUAAAAUCAAACCAUAUUUGAAAGUGAUUAGGCAAAAGAAGUAUUAACGUAAUCCAUAACCCUCAUUCCAAUAACCACUGUUGCUCUCUACGUUUUAUUUUUUUUUAUUUAUGAAGUAUACGCCCGAUUAUCGAGAAAUAUACUGUGCUGCAUUUUGUUAUUAUUUGUGAGUUUAGUUUUUAUAUUUGCCUGUUCACGCUGUUCAGUUCAUAGAUAAGAAUGGAAGCUGCUUAUAUUUAUAAAUAGACUUAUACGAUUCUCUAUAGUUCAUAGUGUUAUUGUAAUUUGUAAUUUUAGUUCAAUCGCAUUUUUUCAUCACAUAAAAUUAAUAUUUGAUUUAGAUAUAAUUGUUAAGGCUUAAGUUCCAUAUGUUAUAGUUACAGGUUACGAGUUGUGUCCAGUAAAAUAAAACCAUUUAUUACAUUCUGUUUUUUUAAUGGUUCCUAAAGAUGUAAUGUUUGGUAGAAUUACAUAGCAGAUUUUAUACACCUUUAUCUAUCCCGAUAUACCUAUGGGCAAUAAAAAAUAAUAAGGUCAGGGUAGUAAGGUAAAGUCAUGUUACUACGGGGAUGUUUUGACUCAUAAGGUUUUAGUGCAAACAAUACGAAUCGUUAAGUCUUCUGUUAUGUUAUUUUUGAUAACGAUAGCAAAUAAAG
Molecule: messenger RNA, 3024 nt
Organism: Acanthoscelides obtectus
Lineage: Eukaryota; Metazoa; Arthropoda; Insecta; Coleoptera; Chrysomelidae
Source: the annotation of a GenBank genome assembly